UUGUUAAAAUGUUAAGAAGACGAAAUGUUAAUAUUAAAACAGUUAAAGAACUGGAUGCAUUUCCAAAAGUUCCUGAACCAUAUAUUGACAAAACUGUAGUUGGAGGAACAUUUUCUAUAUUUACAAUCUGUACUAUUGCAUACCUCAUAAUAGCUGAAACAAGUUACUAUCUUGACAGUAGAUUGCAAUUCAAAUUUGAACCAGACACAGAUAUUGAUGCAAAAUUAAAAAUAAAUAUUGACAUAACUGUUGCUAUGCCAUGUGGUCGUAUUGGUGCUGAUGUUUUAGAUUCUACAAAUCAAAAUAUGAUUAGACAUGAAUCAUUAGAACAAGAAGACACAUGGUGGGAAUUAACACAAGAACAGAGAUCUCACUUUGAAGCUUUGAAACAUAUGAAUUCCUACUUAAGAGAAGAAUAUCAUGCAAUUCAUGAAUUAUUAUGGAAAUCUAAUCAAGUUACUUUAUAUAGCGAAAUGCCAAAACGAACCCAUCAGCCCAGUUAUGCACCAAAUGCAUGCCGUAUCCAUGGUAGUUUAGAUGUUAACAAGGUUGCUGGAAAUUUUCAUAUAACAGCUGGAAAGUCAUUAUCCAUUCCCAGAGGACAUAUACAUAUUUCAGCUUUUAUGACUGACAGAGACUAUAAUUUUACUCACAGGAUAAAUAAGUUUUCAUUUGGUGGGCCUAGUCCAGGUAUUGUUCAUCCAUUAGAAGGGGAUGAAAAAAUAGCUGAUAAUAAUAUGAUUUUAUAUCAGUAUUUUGUGGAAGUAGUUCCCACAGACAUUCAGACUUUACUAAGUAAUUCCAAAACUUAUCAGUAUAGUGUAAAAGAUCAUCAAAGACCCAUUGAUCAUCAAAAAGGAUCUCAUGGGAGUCCUGGGAUCUUUUUUAAAUAUGAUAUGAGUGCACUUAAGAUAAAAGUUACUCAACAACGCGACACAGUUUGUCAAUUUUUAGUAAAAUUAUGUGCCACAGUUGGAGGUAUUUUUGUUACAGGUGGACUGGUAAAAAAUAUUGUUCAGAGUUUUUGGUUCCUUGUGUGCUGCAAAUUUUUAACACCCAAAGAAAGCAAAAAUGACCAAAUAUAUGUUAUUCCACCCAUUAACACAGACUAUCAAGUGCCUGAAACAGUAAAUUUAUUGAAUGUUUCGGUACCAAAAAAUUUGGACAUUAUGUUUAAACCUCAAUAG
Molecule: messenger RNA, 1187 nt
Organism: Habropoda laboriosa
Lineage: Eukaryota; Metazoa; Arthropoda; Insecta; Hymenoptera; Apidae
Product: endoplasmic reticulum-Golgi intermediate compartment protein 2
Exons: 5
Coding region: 9-1187 (392 amino acids)
Biological process (GO): retrograde vesicle-mediated transport, Golgi to endoplasmic reticulum; endoplasmic reticulum to Golgi vesicle-mediated transport
Cellular component (GO): endoplasmic reticulum; membrane; COPII-coated ER to Golgi transport vesicle
Source: RefSeq, a predicted model, not a curated record